This is a messenger RNA of Cyprinus carpio (common carp), 3977 nucleotides long. Its product is annotated as lysophosphatidic acid receptor 1-A-like. Gene Ontology annotation, molecular function: lysophosphatidic acid receptor activity. Lineage: Eukaryota; Metazoa; Chordata; Actinopteri; Cypriniformes; Cyprinidae. Gene Ontology annotation, biological process: neurogenesis; phospholipase C-activating G protein-coupled receptor signaling pathway. Gene Ontology annotation, cellular component: membrane. The record is from RefSeq and is a predicted model, not a curated record.
GAGAGUGUUGCCGCUGAGUCUCAGUGCAGCGGUUGUUCUCUGAGUAACGGACAGAGGUGAAUUACACCAGCUCACAUGCGCGCGACUGCGAGGGAAUAAAAUGAAUAUACCGAACAGCCGUGGACUAAACAGCGCUAAACUAGAGUCGAGCCAUCUCUCCUAACCAGACGCGCCUGUGAGCUUUUUGUACUUUUUGAGGAGUUACAAGUGAGUUUUGGAAUAACUUUGGAUUUCACUCUCUCUACUGCAAAAGCAUAACCUUUCAGGAUGGAUGAAGGACAAUGCUACUACAACGAAACCAUAGCCUUUUUCUACAAUCGUAGUCAGAAGUAUCUGGCCACAGAAUGGAACCCCAUAAGCAAGCUAGUGAUGGGACUUGGGAUUACAGUAUGUAUUUUUAUUAUGCUAGCUAACUUGCUUGUAAUGGUGGCCAUCUACAUCAACCGUCGAUUUCACUUUCCAAUCUACUAUCUCAUGGCUAACCUAGCAGCCGCGGACUUCUUUGCGGGACUUGCCUAUUUCUACUUGAUGUUCAACACGGGACCCAAUACGAGAAGGCUAACAGUCAGCACGUGGUUGCUUCGCCAAGGCCUCAUCGAUACGAGCCUAACAGCCUCAGUUGCCAACUUGCUAGCUAUAGCCAUUGAGCGCCACAUAACUGUGUUCCGCAUGCAGCUCCAUACCCGAAUGAGCAAUCGACGAGUAGUUGUAGUUAUCGUCAUCAUCUGGACCAUGUCUAUCAUCAUGGGCGCCAUUCCUAGCGUGGGCUGGAACUGCAUCUGUGCCAUAGAUACUUGCUCCAACAUGGCUCCCCUCUACAGCAACUCCUACUUGGGCUUCUGGGCGAUCUUCAACCUGGUGACCUUUGUUGUGAUGGUCGUACUAUAUGCCCACAUAUUUAUGUACGUACGUCAGCGAACCAUGAGGAUGUCCCGGCACAGCUCGGGUCAACGGCGGAACAGGGACACUAUGAUGAGUUUGCUGAAAACAACCGUGAUUGUAUUGGGUGCUUUCAUUGUGUGCUGGACGCCUGGUUUGGUGCUUCUCCUGCUGGACGUGGUCUGCUCCAACUGCAAUGUCCUGACCUAUGAGAAAUUCUUCCUUCUUUUAGCGGAAUUCAACUCUGCCAUGAACCCUAUCAUAUACUCCUACCGGGACAAGGAGAUGAGCAUCACGUUCAAACAGAUCCUGUGCUGUCAGCGCCAGGAGAAUGUGAACGGCACAACAGAGGGUUCGGACCGGUCUGCGUCCUCCAUCAACCACACGGUCCUGAGCGGCAUGCACCAUAAAGACCAUUCAGUGGUCUGAGGUUCAACACGGGCCGGGAUCUACUUAGCAUAAGCGAGAAGAGACUGUGAAAAAGGCAUUUUCAUCAGCAAAAGACUUGUGGUUAUGAAGUUUUCUGUGCUGUUUCUGUCUUUAUAAUGUUUCGACAUGAUAUUGAACUAUUUAAAGGCUAAUCCAAGAGGAUCUAAGUUUAACAAAAAUCGUAUUUGUUCCCGAAAUGCCUUAAGUAUGGAAAGGUUGAAUGAGUAUUUUUUGGCUAGUUGUAAUUUUUUGGCCAGAUAGUUGUAAAUCGAGGAGUUACGUGAUUUUUUGUCUUGUACAGCAGGUGUUGAAGUGAAGGGCGUAGUAAAGUGUCCAGUGAAUCUGUUCUCAGUUUGCACUAGAAAGAAAGAGUGCACAUAAGGGGCCGCUGGGAAAUAACUUUGGUGAAUUAUGUAAAGUACUUGUUUGCUUUUUGUUUUGGUUUUGUUUUGCACUGCACUGCAGGUUCAUCCCUAUGAUACCAAGCUGCCACCAAACUGUACACCCAAAAAUACACUACUGGUCAAAAGUAUUUUAUUUUAUUUUAUUUUUUGGUCUAAUGAUUACCAAGGCUGCAUUCGUUCAAAAAUACAGUAAAGCAAUAAUGUUAAUGAAUUUGGGAAAAUUUAUGGAAACUGAUAUAUUACUACUCAGAAAGUAAGAUUAAGAGAGAAAGAGAGGAGACAUAAAUACUUUAUACUUCAUUCAGCAAAGAUGCUGACAUUUUCAAUGAUAAAACAUAUUUCUAUUUCAAAUAAAUGUAGUUCUUUUGAAACAUUUUUUUUCAAAGAAUGAAUUUUCACACAAAUAUUAAGGAGCAAAAAAUUGGUGAAAGCAAACUUAAUUUUCAGAAUUUAUAAUAAUAAGAACCGUUAUUAAUAACUGAGAACCAAUUCAAUUCAGAUUUGAUCACAGACAUAAAUUACAUUUUAAAAUAUAUUCAAAUAGAAAACAGUUAUGUUAAAUUGUAAUAAUAUUUCAUAAUAUUAAGGUUUUUGAUGAGCAUAGAAUUAUUAUUAUUUAUUUUUUUCAUAACCGUUGACCUGUAGUGUAUGGGGUCCAAAGAAGUUUAGAAUGUAGAUGAGUGAUUGAAUUUGAAUUUCACAUGACAAGGACCAUUAGAUAUUGAUGUGAAUCUGGGUAUACUUAUACCUCAGUAACUUGAAAAAAAAAACAAAUAAUUUACUCAACAACUUUAUCUUUUUCCUGACACACCAAAAAUGUAUAAUAUCAUUCCCAAUAAUUUUCUACAGGGAUCAAGUCCCAUGCCUUAAAUAUUUUUAAUCUUAAAGUCUUUUUAUUAAUUAAUGAAUUAUAUUUAGUUUUCUAUACAAGGUAUUCUGUACACUUUUCAAAUGAUAGUACAAAUGAAGAUACAUUUUAUGAAUGUCCAAUAUGUGGCCACAUAAUUGACUAAUUAAUUUAAGUGAUGCAACAUACCUUAUGUCAUGGCCUCAAUCAAAAUCAAAUGUCAUCAUGUUGAAAGAAUUGAAACAUUUCUUAUGGUUCAACAUGAUGGAAAUUAAAUGAUCAGAAACCCCUUUACUUCAUAUACCACCAUAUGUACUUAUGUAUAUAAUGUGUAUAUAUUCAUAUGUUAGUCAAAAAGGGAAUGUUUAUUGUUUAAAGUUAAACAUUUGAACCAAGGUAUAGCUAUUUUUUCGUCGUCUUUAAAAUCUAAUCCAUUCAUACAAAAUAACAUUUUGGCCAAACAUGGAAGGACAGGUGUUUUAGUACAGAAGUGUAACACUACAUACAGUGGCCCGAAAAAGUAUUUGAAUAUUUAAUCUACAUUUAAUGAUAAAUAUGACACUUUUUAAAUAUGACAACUCUUAUCUGUACUAUGUUCCUUUGUGAACUGAAGGAGACCUUCAGACAUUUGCUAAAAUAACUUUAACACCUGUUGACUGAAUUACCAAAAAAAUAAAAAAAUAAAAAACCUUCUCAAAAAAAAGAACGAUACAAUAAAAUUCAUAUAGAGCAAGUGUGACUUGUACGUUUUCAAAAAGUGCCACUAUAAUGCUAACAUCUGUGAAAUUAACAGUUUUAUGCAGUAUGGCAUAUUGUUCAUAAGAGGGGAAGUUUUUGUACACUAUGACGUUUAUUGAAAAUGAAUCCACUUUAAUAUGGCUGAAAUCUGAAGAUUUGCACACUUUGACAAAUGGAGGAGUUUUGGUUGAGAUGCUAUAUUUCUAAAACAUAUCAGUAUUAUCAGAAGUCUUACAAAAACAUACUAACAUUGCCAUAAGUGUUACAGUGAAAAUAUGCAUUGAUUCAACAUGGACGCUUGAGUUUCUUAAGAACUGGUCAUGUAAUUUGUCUUACCAGAAAAACUACCUAUAAAAACCUCUUUUUUUAUUUUUUCGCAAUAUCCGAGCAGCAAAUGUUCCAGCCUUGUUGUGAGUCUUUGCACUGUUGCGAAAGCAAGUUUGAAGCAGUCCAGUUCUUCAGAAAAGACAGCUGUGCUUGACAGGUCAUGGGCCAUAGGUUCAUUCUUGGUUCGAAAAACGACAGUGUUUCCUUUUACAUUUCAGCAAAUGUGACCAUUUCAGAAAAGAUACUUGUUCCCUUAUGAAGUCUGAACUCUGAAAUCCUGUAUGGUAACAUUCACUUAACAAUGUCAUCCAAUUAGUGAACCUUCCUAAAAUAAAUCUGUAGUCAAAUCCUCA